GCCCUGUGCACCUCUGCCUCCGGGGGCGGAGCUGGGCAGGUAUCCGCUCCGAGGCGCUCUCAAACCGGGCUCAUACUUUGCCUCAUCCGAAGAGCACCGAGUCUCCGCAGCUCUGCAGCCCAGACACAGUGCGCUCCUCCCGCACACAGCCCUCAGGACGCUGAAUACAACCGGUACUGGAUCAACACGUCCCCGAAGCGCACUGCAGCUGAGGCCGCACCAGGAGCAUCGUUUCCCGGACAGAGAGGAGGGAGGGAUCGCAGUGGAGUUAUGGGUCUGGCACAGGUCUGGAUGUGACCCACGCUGGGACUAAACCUGGAUCCGUGAUAAAUCUGCACUAAACCCGAAGCAGAAAGAGUUUGUUUACACUUGUAGCCCGCAGCAGCCCACAGGAUUUACUCCUGACAAAUCAGACUUCUCCCAGGACUGAGCGGCACCAGGACUUUCCAGGGACCUGGAGUCUUCAGGACCAGACAGGACUCUGCAGCUCUAAACCUCUGGUUUAAAGGGACUAAAGUGCUACACUCGGGCACAAGUUUACACCAGGACUAAUCCUGGACUAAGCCGGUUUAGACCCCUCAGGAGUAGGACUUGGACCAUGUUCCCGGGACCAUCCCCGCGGAAGGCCUUCAGUAUUGAGGCGCUCGUGGGAAAGUCGUGCUCGGGUCCGGGUCUGGGCUCGGGUCACGGGCCGGCGCGUGUCCAGGAAGAGCCGCUCAGGCCCACGGCGCUGCGCUUCACGGACGCGCUGCACGCGGUAUCCGCGGCCGGAGCAUUCGGUGGCGCGCGCCUCUUUCCCACUGGACACGACGUCAUGUUGCACGAGCCCGGAACACACACGCACACGCCGCUGCACGCGCUGCAAGUUCCGCCACAGACGCACGCGGGUCUGGGUUUUUACCCGGGCUCUUGGCUGCUCCGGGGACGCUACUUGACGCACAGGUUCGCAGGUGAGGAGGCCAGCCCAGAGAACCUCCUCCUCCACGGCCCGUUCUCCAGGAAACCCAAACGCAUCCGGACGGCCUUCUCACCCUCACAACUGCUCAGGCUGGAGAGGGCCUUCGAGAAGAAUCACUAUGUGGUGGGAGCAGAGAGGAAGCAGCUGGCAUCAGGGCUCUGUCUCACCGAAACUCAGGUGAAGGUGUGGUUCCAGAAUAGGAGGACGAAGCACAAGCGUCAAAAGCUAGAGGAGGAGUGUCCGGAGCAGCAGAAGAGGAAGGGCAGUCAGCACGUGAGCCGAUGGAGGGCAGCCACCCAGCAAGGCAGCGAGGAGGUGGACGUCAUCAGCGAGGACUGAAUCACUACAGCAGGGCAGAGGGGAGGUGGACGUCAUGAGUGAAGACUGAACCACUACAGCAGGGCAGUGAGGAGGUGGACAUCAUGAGUGAGGGCUGAUGGACCCAAGCACAGCACCAAGCCUAAAGACUGUGGGGUCAAAAUAUACAACAACAGGGUCAAAAUGCAAGACUAUGGGGUCAAAAGGGACAACAAUGGGGUCAAAAUGCAAGAGUGUUUGGUCAAAAUACACAGCAAGAAAGUCAAAAGUGCAAGACUAUAUGGUCAAAAUGUUAAAUUAUGGGCUCAAAAUGCAAGAUGUGGGGCCAAAAUGCUAGACUGUAGAGUUAAAGGGAGAAAAAUGGGGUCAAAAUGCAAGACUAUCUUGUCAAAAUGGAUAGCAAUGGGGUCAAAAUGCAAGACUAUGGGAUAAAAACUGACCACAGUUGGGUGAAAAUGCAAGAUGUGGGGUCAACAUGCAAGACUAUGUGGUCAAAAGCACAACAAUGGGGUUAAAAUGUAAAACUAUAGGGUCAAAAUGGACAACAAUGCGAUCAAAACGCAAGACAUCCGCAACAUCAUAUAGAAAUUUGCAAGAGUACAGAUUGUGGGUUUGGCAACAAUAGGGUCAGAAUUUAAAGCAAAAUCAACUUUGGGGGUACAUCACGAAUGCAUUACAACUGAAGUUGUACCUUUAAAUUAGUUUAAUCCCUGGUAUAGUCUUGGGUUAGAUUUAUAGUUAGCCUGAGUUACUCGUGGUACCGGCUUGAUUUAGGCCUAGUUGAAUCUGUGUUCAAUUCAAUUCAGUUUAUUUUUGCAAAGCCCAAAGUCACAACAGCAGUUGCCUCUUAGGGCUGAACAUGAGAAUUUAUUUAACCAACAGAAAGUUAGAGAAUCAACAAUGAAAGUGAAACAGACAAACAAGUUCAGGUUUGGAUUUGGUGUUCCAGGUUUAGUACAUCUGAGCUGUGACAAAAUGCGCAACAUAACGUGACCUUUGACCCCGUCCGAGUCAGCUAACCACCAGAUUUUGUCCAUUGACAAAACAUUCCUGCAACAUUCAAACACUUAUUUAUUAAACACUGGACACGGACAACCACUGGGCAUGGACAAAUAUGGUCUAGUUGGAGGGGCUUAAUGGAGUCACUUCCUGGAUCUGGACCAAUGAGAGAUAUGAUUGGUGCCAACGAGAAUCCAGACAAGGAAAUGGACCGAAAACAACUUAAUGUUAAACAUGAAGUCAAGUAGCCAUGGAUUCUAAUGUAAGAGAAUAUUUUCCCUAGAGCUGAGUUUACACCAGCUGAUAAGCCAAUGACAGUAUGGAUGAUAGGGAUAGAGAUGGAACUGAACCACAAACCUUUUGGUUCGACUGCAAACAUGCUCAUUUAUUUGGUUGUGUUCAUAUAACUGGAUUGUGUUUUCCUUUAAUUAGUCACAUAGUUGCAAAAAUUUCCAGGUGUGAGCCAAUGAAUAAGCCCCCUCAUCUCGGUUCAUGGUCGAUUUUUCCUGUCUUCUGAUUUCAAUAACUUCUCAAUACAGGAAAAUGCAAACUAAUAUUCAAAAAAAGACAUAAGGAUUUUCUAAAUAUAGUUCACACGAAAUUAAAACUGAGCUGGAGACAGAUCAAGAAUUCUAUGGUGGAAUUUGCUGCGUAACUGUCGGAUUGCAG
Molecule: messenger RNA, 2944 nt
Organism: Periophthalmus magnuspinnatus
Lineage: Eukaryota; Metazoa; Chordata; Actinopteri; Gobiiformes; Gobiidae
Gene: emx3
Product: empty spiracles homeobox 3
Exons: 3
Coding region: 599-1297 (232 amino acids)
Biological process (GO): central nervous system development; neuron differentiation; brain development
Molecular function (GO): DNA-binding transcription factor activity, RNA polymerase II-specific; DNA binding
Source: RefSeq, a predicted model, not a curated record